This is a messenger RNA of Schistocerca gregaria, 10819 nucleotides long. RefSeq names its product E3 ubiquitin-protein ligase NRDP1 (gene elgi). The transcript is spliced from 6 exons. Gene Ontology annotation, cellular component: plasma membrane signaling receptor complex. Gene Ontology annotation, molecular function: ubiquitin protein ligase activity; metal ion binding. The record is from RefSeq and is a predicted model, not a curated record. Bases 264 to 1211 code for a protein of 315 amino acids. NCBI's taxonomy places the organism in Eukaryota, Metazoa, Arthropoda, Insecta, Orthoptera, Acrididae. Gene Ontology annotation, biological process: tumor necrosis factor-mediated signaling pathway; regulation of canonical NF-kappaB signal transduction; protein K63-linked ubiquitination.
AAAGUCUUUGGUUAAUCGUAAGUCUGCGUGUACCGAACAGUAGAAGUUUUGUACUGAAUGAUGUUUGGUAACAACAUGUAGCUAGUGUCAGUGGGUCUUGCGUGGUUUGGAGUUGCUGUGUUCAUGUAUUCAGUUUCACAGUUUGCAAGAUUAAACGGAACUCAGAUUCAUUCACCCACACUUAUCGGAGGCAUAGUGUUUUCCUCCCGUUAUUCAUCUUGACACCAGCAGCAGCUGUUUCAAAAAAUCAAUAUUGUUGAGGAAUGGGAUUUGAGGUAAACAGAUUUCAGGGUGAAGUCGAUGAGGAAUUAGUUUGCCCAAUAUGCUCAGGUGUUCUUGAGGAUCCUCUACAGGCGCCCAUAUGUGAGCAUGCAUUUUGUCGUGAAUGUAUUCAGGAAUGGAUAUCAAGACAACCAACAUGCCCAGUUGACCGACAGAAUAUCACUUCAGCACAGCUGAGGCCUGUGCCACGUAUUUUAAGAAACUUGCUCUCCAGGUUAUAUAUAACAUGUGAUAAUGCUAGCUAUGGCUGCACAUCAGUAAUGAAACUGGACUCUUUAUCAUCACAUUUGGAAGAAUGUGAACAUAAUCCAAAACGACCUGUAACAUGUGAACAAGGCUGUGGCCUGGUAAUUCCUAAGGAUGAAUUAAAGGAGCACAACUGUGUGAGAGAACUGCGUGCAUUGAUCCACUCACAGCAGCAAAAAAUGACUGAUUUCCAGCAAGAGAUGGCUGAGCAACGUUUCCAGAUAAAUGAACAAAAGCGUGAACUGCAGUUACUAAAGGAUUUUAUGCGAGCGAUGCGUAUAUCCAAUCCAGCGAUGAGAGCUAUAGCGGACCAAAUGGAAAGAGAUGAAGUGUUGAGGUGGUCCAAUUCCUUGACAAGGGCAAGAGUAACUAGAUGGGGUGGAAUGAUUUCAACCCCUGAUGAUGUUUUGCAGGCAAUGAUAAAACGAACGUUGUCAGAGUCAGGCUGUCCACCCCAUAUUGUGGAUGACUUAAUGGAAAAUGCACAUGAACGGCGCUGGCCACCUGGACUGUGUUCUCUGGAAACUAGGCAAAAUAAUCGCCGUCAAUAUGAACAGUACGUGUGUAAGAGGGUACCAGGAAAGCAAGCUGUGGUAGUUUUGCUGUGUGACAAUACACAUAUGAGUGAUGACAUGAUGGUUGACCCUGGACUUGUUAUGAUUUUUGCUCAUGGAAUUGAGUGAAAAAACAUGAAAGUCCAUGUGAUUUAACUAAACCUCAAAGUGUUUUAAAUGCUUUGUUAAUUCAGCAUUGUGUUGUACACUGACUACCAGAAUUAAGGAAAUUCUGUUCUUACAACUAAACAUUUUCUACCAUUUUUGUACCUUUCCUUUUCCUUUCUGUAUAGUAUUUCUCUGUCUAGUCUUCCUGUCCUGUCCUGACAAAGUCGGUGCUAUCUUAGUAAUCAUAAAAACAUUGUAAUGGAUUUGUUUCAUUUCUGUAACAUUACUGUACAUUUGUCCAUCACCACUUGUUCAGAAUAUUCACAAUCUGUGUCAGUAAUGCAUGAUGAUUUUAGGUGCACCAUUGUUCUUUCCCACAUAUUGAAAACAUUGGAUGUUAAAAAUUCCUUUAUAUUAUCCCUGCAAUGAUCUUGUUAGAAAUAUUUAAAAUCUGCAGCAACAUCAAAUUCAGUGGUAUGACCAUUUGUAACAAAUUUGGUGCUAUCAACUGUGUCUGUUUUUGAAAACUAUUUUGUUUUGUCUGUUCUCUUUGGCUACUUUUUUCCCCCACUCACACUUUCAGCAUCUUUUACUUAACAAUAUUGCAAUUCACCGCUUGUAAGUAAGUUCUCUUCUUCCCCACAGCAUUUUCUAAGUAACCAUGUGUUCUAAUCAGUCAUUUCUUUCAGAGUAUUAGUGGGCAAGUUAAAUUAAGAAGGUGACGGGCAGAUGGAAAAGGUACAUGUUGCUACUGCUAUCUCCCAGCACUGAGAUCUGACUAAAGUGAACAGUGAUGUUCACUGGAUGGUGGGGGUAAGGGUAGAUGUGUGUGUUGGAGGGAAGGGGAGGAGGAGGGGCUGGGGGGCGUUAAGAAUGGUCUAGGCAGGGUGAAACAUGUAGGUGCAUGCGGGGGAGGUGAGUUAUUACCUCCAGCACCACUACCACUAAUUUGCUACUGCUAUCUCCCAGCACUGAGAUUUGACUAAAGUGAACAGUGAUGUUCACUGGAUGGUGGGGGUAAGGGUAGAUGUGUGUGUUGGAGGGAAGGGAAGGAGGAGGGGUUGGGGGGCGUUAAGAAUGGUCGAGGCAGGGUGAAACAUGUAGGUGCAUACGGGGGAGGUGAGUUAUUACCUCCAGCACCACUACCACUAAUUAUUUUGGCAAUAUAUUAAUAGCAAUAAGUACAAGGGUCCGUCGUAAAGUUCAGAUUGUCGUCCUUCAAAAUGUGAUAGGGGGCUUGUGUUGAUUUGUUGUUAAUGCUUCUCUGUGUAGUCGCCAUCCCUAUUUAUGCAUUUUUCCAGUGUUUCUUAACCAUCCAAAUGCCUUUAUUGUAGAAGUCUGCAGAUUUUGUCUUGAACAACUUUUGCAAUUUUUUCAUGAUGUUAGCUGUGUUGUAAUAUCUGUGACCGGUGCAUUGUUAGCCAGAAAACGAACACCUCUGAAGAGCAUACCAUACCCUGUUCUUUCUCAUACCUUGUCCAGUAGAUUACUGUAGUAUCUGCCAGUGUUGAUUUGAGCUUUGACAAGGUAAUCUGUGAUGAUUCCGCAACAGCCCCCAAAAACUUGAGCAUGACCUUCCCAGCUGACUUUUGCUCUUGGCUCAUCUGUCAGGGACAUGUGGCUGGUAAAGAAAUUCCUUUCCGAAUUCAUAAUAGUGUCAUAAGACAGGCAGUCAUUUCCAUAAACUUCAACAUCUCAUUGUGGAUUUCCUGGACACUGUUACUCUUCAGGUGUAGGAACUGUAUCACACCAUAAGCCACAGUUUUCUACAUCUUCCACCUCAGUCACUUCUGUCACUCCUUAUAAAAAUAAAAUAAAAGUAAAAUAAAAGUAAAGGAUAUAAUUAACUGAAAUUUUCAACACAAAGCACAGAAGAAGCAAUGAUGAUACAGAAAAAAAUUUCAUCAGUGUAGCAUAACAAUUUCUGGGUGAUAAUUAAAACUUUGAUACCUUUCAUAGUUAUUGUAUAGUUCCUUGUCACUAAUAAGAAAUGCUGCACUUUUCUGAAACAAGAUUAGGAUUAGUAUCCUUCCAACAAUUUUCAAAACUGAGGAAAUGUUUCUUUUGUAACUACCACCAUGUGAAAAAGAAACCAAAUCCAACUAGAGAGAGAUCUGUAAUUCAACCCUAGUUAAAGAUAUUUACUCAUGGUAGUUCACGUGAUAUGGCUUCUGAUUUCCUCUUUUAUAAAUGUGUUUUUAGCAGAGACUGAUGGAGGAACCUGUUUUUUAAUAUUUGUUAGUUGCAGGGCAGUUCAUUACAGAUAUUUUUGAUUUUUAGUGCAUUUGUGAUGAUUUACUAUAAAAAUAUGUUUGUCAUAUCUAAUCCAAUUUAUUAAACUACUUUAUUUAAUGGUAUUUUUCAUUGAUCUUUCCUGUCAGAAUUUGAAACAAUGGAAUGGAGAGAAAAAAGUUAUUCACGGUUAAAUCCCUUCAUGGCUUACACCCCUACACAAAGCAUAAGGAUGGAAAAUAAAUUUUGCGUGAUGUCUUGAUGAAACGUGGACCGUACAUAGAACGAACUGCUACAGUAUAGUACAAAAAGUAACUGAAAGAAUUGCACAAUAAGACAAACAGAAAUAACGCUUGUUCCAUAGACAUCACAAACAGCAGGACAUGGUUUUCAAUAGGAUGUGGGAUCAACAGACUGCAGUGCACACUGUGCAAAGUGGUCCCAAUCUGGCCACAAUUUUGGUAAGGAGUUGUUGUAGGGUUUUCCAUUCUUUCUCCUUUGCAGUUGAUAGUUGCUGGAUGAUCAUUGUUGCAUCUGGAUGUGCUGCAGUAUGUCUCCCUAGUGCAUCCCACAUAAGCUUCAUGAGAUUUGAAGUGGCUGAACAGGUAGGCCAGUACAUUCGCCAAAUAUCUUUUUGUUCUGAGAGUACUUCAUCUGCGCAGUUCAAUGUGGUAGUUCAAUUUGUCCAUAAAAAUAGUUUGCCGAAUGCACCCUUAACAAGACACACAUGAUAAAGGACCUCAGGGUCACAGUAGCAUUGAUGGGUGACUGUAGUGUGUUAAAAAAUGUGAAGAUCGGUAUGUCCAUUAUGUCUCCUUGUGUCAUACCACCUGGACCGUAAAAACAAUCAUGUUCAACAGAGUUGCCGGAUGCAUUACACUUUCCCACCUCUGACUGUUUACCGACCUUGUGCUCACCUUAGCAGCACAUCGCAGAGCGUGCAUUGCCAUCCAUGGUGAUCCACACCCUAUUAAGAAGCAUGUGCUGCCUUUUGUAAUAUCCAAGGGACCAUUGUAAAUUGCGGUGACUUCAGUGUAGUUAUUGUCUUUGAUAAAAGUAUCAUUUCUCUUCAUCUCACUGCAUAUUUCUUUCAGUUAACUACUACAGUACAGUACAGAAGGUCUGUACAUGUGAUCCAAGGGUAUUGAAGGGGGUGUUACAAGCAUUUAUAAACGAUUUAUGCUUUCGUAUAAUUGUUUCUGUAGAGCAAGUAAUGUUGCAAGACAGGGUGGACUAAACACACAGUUAGGCAGUCGUUUUUGUUCUUUCUUGUGAAGACUGAUCAGUUGCAUCUGCAUGAAGUCUCAGAAAUAUUAUAGGUUUGUCUCUAAUUUACUUUAUUGCUAUGUCGUUUUCUUUAGUAACACAUUUUUGUAUGGUUUAUUUCCAUCAUUAAUGUGAAAGCAUUGCAUUUUCCAAGGAGUCUGCAUCGGUCUAGUAUGUCUCAUUUCUACUUAAUGAUUUUGCAUUAUGAGAUCAGCAAGUUGAUCUUUCGUGUUUGGGUAUCCACUGUCUUCUUGGGCAAAGCAAAGUGAUGAAAGGGGUCUAUAUGAUACUUACAUUGAGAAGGAACAGAAUUAAAUUUCCCAUCUAAGCAUCUGGAUUUAGGUUUGUCAUUGUUUUUCCAACUCGGUCAAGGUCAGUGACAGAAUAAUUUCUUUGAAAAGAAUGUGUCAAAUUUUCUUCCUCAUUCAAUGUUUGUACACCCAUCUGCAAAGUCCUCAUUGUAGAUAAGAUAUUAAACCAUAAUCUUCCAUCUUGGUGGAGCAUAUUUGUCAUCCUGAGAGAUGUUAUGUUGUGGGAGUGAUUUAUUGAGCCAAGUUACUUUUGUGAAAAUGACAUUGUCGAUUUGGGUGAAAGUUCUUUUUUUGUACACUCCAUUUCUCGCAAACUGCAAUUUAUAAUGUAUAUCAAAAAAGUACAGUGAUCAUAGAUGAGCUUAAGAAUAUGUAAUACUCAUACAUCAGUUUAGCUUCAUGUCUCUAACACAUCUUGUAAAUAAGUACAGGGUGCCCCACUCAAACCUCCCUGAUUUCAAAGACCCAGGAAAAAAAACACAGUAGAUAUGACAAGAAAAAUGCACGACAUUGUAGAGCAUUUCAAAUAAUUUAUUUAUUGAUCAUCAAUACACCUCUACACGUGCACCAUUUGUAGCACGAAGAAUAUUGAGUCUAUAUUCAAUUUCUUUCAAAGUUCUUCAUAAAAUUUCCUCUGUUAUUGUUGCAAUCACAUUAGUGAUAUGAUGAUGUCACACCAUAAGAAUAUCAUCCACUUUGGUCACAUACUCUAGGUCCUUCACGAAUCCCCACAUAAAGAAAUUAAGUGGCGUAAUGUCAGGUGAACGUGGCGGCCAGGCAAUGGGCCCUCCGUAUCAAAUCUAACGAUUGGGAAAUUUUCUAUCGAGGAAUUUGUGAACAUUUCUUGCUGCCAGAAACUUGCUAUACCAUUCCUGAAUUGUUUUCACAUCAUGUGGAUCACGUUCACACACGACGAUAAUUUCUUUGCACAGUAAUCGGUGAGUUUGUUUCUGCAAACCACACUACUGCUUGUACGCACUGCUGUAGAGUUACCAUUUUCACUUCAUGCAUCCAUGCUGCACUCUGGUGAUGAUACUUGGCCCUUCUGAUGUAGGAAUAUAAAUUCUUUGAGAUGCUCUACAAUGUGAUGCAUCUCUCAUUGUUGUAUCUACUGUGGUUUUUCUCUCCUGGCUCCUUGAAAUCAGGGAGCUUUGAGUGGGACACCAUGUAUUUCCAGUAUUGUACAUGUGUGUUUAUUUUUAGAAGUGGCCAUGCAAACAAAUGAAUUAUUAUUUAGUUUGUAAUUCUUUUUAAAUGACAUAUACAAUGGAAAGCUAUAAUACUCGAUGAAAUGGAACGCACUGCAUCGUACUACAAUUAAUUUUAGUGAAGUCUUAUUGUAUGAGAAGACUUACAGUUGUACUUCUACAUAGGACAAAGUUUCUGUUCAAAAAUAUGUGAAAUGGCUUGAUUUUGUAAAGCUGACAUACAAUCAAGACUUAAUGAAAAUUCUCUAAGAAUAAUUGACAUAUAAAUAACUAAGCAGUAGAUUAUUUUUUCCUAGCAACAAUUUCUGUGCAUUUUUUAUUUAUCUGUUAAAAGACUGCUCGUAAGUUUGGAUACAGUUCCCUUUGACUUUCGUUAAUUUACAGUUUGUGUGUGCUCGUUUCUUUCCAUUAUUUCUGUUAAAAAUUUUUCUUAGACAGUGGAACAUUUUAACAGACUAACUCGUGUUCCACUGUGAUUUGUGCUGUUUAUUUGAAUGAAAAGUAUUCUGCCCAGGUACAUAAUUUAUAGUCUGUCUGAUUUGUUAUUGCCAUCAUUCUUGUGGCCUUGAAAUGAAAUAAAGCAUUAGAAUGUCACCUUUUCUGUAGAAUUGUAGCUAUAAUUGAUUUAUUAAAGUUACUCAAGGUAGCUUUAUUAAGUUCUCACAUCAGGUACCAGUAUUUGUCUAAAAUUCCCGUCCUUUAUCACAUAUAUCAUUUUUAUAUACACGUAUUUCUUCUGCAAGUUUGCAUAACUGUGCCUUGUGGUGCUUGAUAUCAAAUCAGUAUAUUACCAAGUGCAGCGAACUGGCUACAUGGCCAGGGUGGCAGUGUUGUUACUUUUUAUAUCUGAUAAGCAGGAGAGGGGAGGUAGUUAAAGCAUACUGUCCAGUACUCUUAAAAGUGGGGUGCUGCUACGCGCAACACUUCUGUACGUGCCACUGAAUGAAGUGUCCAUUUAGUACUAGAACAGAAACAAGACUUACAAUACCUCUCACCUUGACUGCACGCAAUGCUAUUUGGCAGUGUCCUUCCCCAGUGAUAUUGUUUCCCUCAGCUGUGUCUGUCGACCCAUUGUUUGCUGUUUGUCAUGGGUGAUAUUGCCUACUGUUUUCUGAAUAUAUGCCAGCUGAUUCUAUAAUAUCUUCAGGGUCUUCAUCAUCAAAGCCUCUCUCCUAUGGUGUUCAUAACACUUUUUAGUGUGAUAAACAGCCUUUCUGUUCUUAGUCACAACACCUAAAAGCAAUUGUCAUAGGUGCAACAGCAAAUUUACCCAAUGGUCCAGUAGUAAGCAUCUUUAGCCAGUAAAACCAAGGUCCUAAAGUUGAUUCCUGGUGAUCACUUCAACUUUUUCUCUGAUGUUGAGGUUUGGAAGGAGAUUCAAUCAGCCCUGUAAGACCAAAUGAAAAAGCUGUUUGCAUACAAAAACAGUGAACUGGAUAUUCAAGUUGACAACGUAGAUUUCUGUCAAACAACUUGCACCAGACUAGAUGACAAACAUUUAUUUAUUAGCAGUAAAGCAGCAGCUGUUAUUUUUUUUCAGGUUAUAGAUUAUGAUGCUUAAUGUAUUACAUAUAAUAAUCUAAUACUUUGAGAUUCCAAACCAGUUCUUUGCAGGAUCUAGGUUUAGAUGGCAUGACAGUAGGAAGGGAACCAUUUUCUUACAGAAUACUGUCAGCAGAAUAAAGGGGUCCAAAAGUUCGGCUUUUCUUGUCUCUACUUUAUUUCUAUCCUUUUCUACAAGGUAGUAUGAAGUUUUGCUGCAUACUGAUAGAGGAGAAGGGAGUAGGAAACAAAGCUUUGCAUUCACAACAGUGAAACAUUUCCUGGCUGUUUUACAAUACUUUUCUGUAAUGUUUCAGUGCAACAUUUAUUCACAACGUAUAUAGCCUGAAAUCCCAGUGCAGUGUAACAAAAGGUGUGAAGUUUUGCAAAGAGGGUUUUCUUUGUAGAGUUUGUAAUAUUGCAGGCACUGCUGUCUAAUAACACAUCUAUGUAUAUUAUUACUGAAAUAUUCAUGUGCAUUCUACUUACUUAUACUUACUUUGUGCUGGGGCAGGUACUUGAUCUGGCCCUACUCAGCAUUGUGUCAUCUAAUUUACACACCACACUUUAAUUUUGCUUAAAUCAACAUUUGUUUGCAUCUUCUGUCACUCUUUCUUGUUUCAUAAAGGUACUUCCCAUUAAAACUUUUUGAGAUAGGGCUGUAUGUAGCCAUGUGAUAUAAAGUAAUUCCUGCUACAGCCAAGUAACCACUUCGCCUUGCUUAGUAAUACAAAAUUCUAAUUUUCCUUUUGUGAUGAGUCCUGUGACACAUUAUGUUAACAAGAUAUACGUUUUGUAAUAGGUAUGGACUGGUUUGUUAUAAUUCAGUUUUAUGUAGAUAUUACUUCAGAGAAUGUAAUUACAAUCCGAUCAGUGCGUUUAUUUCUCUGUCUGUGCAAUUUCGCUUUUUUAUAUCAGACUUUUGGUUGUGGAAAAUCAUUUUCAGAGCUAAUAAUUUUGUUGUCGUAUUGAAGAAGUAAAUAUUUAAUAAAUAAAACUGACACCAGUCCUAUGUUGGAUUGAUACCAUUUUUUUCUAUUGGUGUUGCAUGUAAAUAAAUCUGAUUCUGAUCCUUUCCUGGACUGAUACCAGAUCUUUCUAAUGAUGUUGCAUAAGUUUGAUUCUCUUUGGUGGAGAGCAUGCUGCUGUUAUUAAGUUAUGAUUCUCUCUCUCCUACCUCUCUCCUCUCUCUCUCUCUGGGUGGGAAAGGGGGGGGGGGGGGGAGAUUGCUUGCUGAUUGCUUCUUUUAGACUUACGGGUUGUUAAUUUUUGAGAUGUUGUUAAUUUGUGAGUGAUUGUCAAAUGAUGAAUUUGUUCUUAAUGUAAUAGAAGGCUUUUGUUUUGAACUUUUAUGUAUGGAAAUUUCUUUUUUAAAGAAAAAAGAAAUAUCAGUUUGCAAUAUUCUUGUCAUAUAUCGAUUGUAAUAGAAGAUACAUUGUUAUAUUACUAAACUGUGAAACAGAAAUGCUUUAUAAAUUUUAUUAUUGUUAUUUUUGUUAACUGUGCUUCCUUACUGUGUUUUUAACAGUCUGUGUCUUUAAUAUAUAUUUUGUUUUCAUUUUUCAUGUUCUGCUACUAUCUGAUAAAAAGAAUGUAAAUAUAUCAGUGUAUACUACUGAUGAAACACUAAUGAGUUUUCAGGUAGGUGGCAGUAUUGAGAUACCAGAACAUUUUGACAAGUCUCAUACUUGACCUUUUCGCCAGAUGAUUAACAAGACACUAGUUGAAACACUGAGGUAUCUUAACACUGCUACUGUUUGGGCAACAGAGCUUUUUAUCAGGAAGAAGAUAGCUCCUUUGAAGUAUUAUAUAUUUUUUCCUAACUCUGAUCCCUAAUUUCAGUUUUGACGUGUGAAAUAUAUUUCAGUGUCAGAAAGUAUUUUAUUUUAUAAAAAAAUCUAAGUGCUGCUUUUGUGAUUUGUUUUAAAAUUACAAUUAUAGUAUCCUUAACUGAACAUGCACUUUAGUAUAUUUUGUUAUAACUUACUGCUGGUAAAACUUACACAUGUGAUAUCUGGUGAUGGAUGAUCCUAAUAUACCAAUUACCUUAGUGGAUUAUGGAUUUUCUGUAACACUGCAGGGUAAUGUAGAAUAAUGAAAAUGUUUAAGUUAGUGUGGUUUGAGUAGUUUAUUGUAUCACAUGGCUGUGGAAAUAUGAAAAAGAAAAAAAGUAAUUAAGACUGACUAUUGUCAGGUGUACAAUGUGUUGCCUGCAAAGCUUCUGUCACUGAUGCUGUACCACUGCCAUAAUUCAUUACAGUUAUUAAUUUAUGUACUGGCCUGUAAUAGGACUUGCAAUUGUUUGAUAAGUGUUAUCUUCUGUAGAAGAGCCAAUUACAUUGAGCUUUGACUUCUGGAAGUUCUCUAGCAAUCAUUCAAGUCUGAAUGUUUGUUAUUCUAUGUUGUUAUGGUACCCAGCUAAGGAACUCAUAUAUAAAGCUUCUGAAGUGUAUAAUUCAGGUUCUUUUGUGGUGUUUCACUGAAUAAUCUCUAAACAUUCAUAUCAGCCUGUUUCCAAAUAGAAUUGUUUGAUAAUAUGGCUUUAUAGCUUUGACUGAAAUAAUUCGAUGUCUUUUGACCAAGAAAAAAUGAAUUUUACCUGUAAGUUACUGCUGAAUCUGACACAACAGUCAUGGUGUUACCACCUGGCAGGUGUAUAUGGGUAUGCUGGUUGCCUGAGAAGCAAAGAUCACUAGUUUAUACUCACAGAAACUAGAGUUUUUUAUUAUAAUUUUGUAUCACAUUGUCUAAUUCAUGCUUUAUUUUUCUACAAAGUUGCUACUGUCGUCUAAGCAUUUGUCAAACCGGUUAACAAAUUUUUAUAAACUUCAGCCAGAACCACAUUUUUCUUAUUAUUGUUGCAAAAAUGUUGUCCUGCAAGACUGUUCUGUAGGCAGUGUAAAUAGGUGAAUGUUACUUGGUAAGAGUUCUUGUCUGUAUAAGCAGUUCCUCCGUCUCUGGCCAUUAAAAGUUUGUAAGCAGCUCAUUAGUGACACCUGCCAUAUGAACCCGUGUAGCCUCCGAAAUGUCACAAAUAAAUAAAAAAAACUUAAAAUGUAGUGACUUGUUA